UAGAGGCACGUGUUAGAGCGAUUGAUAUUUAACAAUGGAUUGGAGGUGGAAAUUUGGGAGAGCUUGAACAUUGAAUUUGAACAGAGUUCAAUUUGUUGAAGUGUGUAUCAUGUGAUGAUGUAUGCAAAUCCGAUACCACUUUCUCUCACUUUUACGUUUUCAUCAUUCUCCCUUCGUUUGAUGCUUCAAUCCACUUCUCGACUUACCAGCUCUGCCAGAUACUGAAUAGUGCCAGAUAUGGGUUCAUUUUUUAGUGUGGUGAAUACCAAAUCUGAGCCAAGGGAGUGGAAUGGAGUCUCUCCAAAUGAAACGUGUAAGAGGCAAAGAAUGUCUCCUACUGUUGAUGAAGAGAUUCCGAGACUAAUUCCUAAUCUCCCUGACGAGUUAUCUCUUCAGAUUAUUGCUAGACUUCCUAGAAUUUGUUACUUCAAGCUAAGGCUGGUGUCAAGGAAGUGGAAGUCAACUAUCAUGAGUCCAGAACUAUAUGAAGUAAGAAAAGAGCUGGGGACAACGGAAGAGUGGCUAUAUCUGUUGAUUAAGGUUGGAGAAAAUAAACUUCUGUGGCAUGCUCUUGAUCCUUGUUCUAAGAUAUGGCAGAGGCUGCCUAAUAUGCCCAAUGCUGUUGAUGAAGAAGAAUCUAGAAAGGGUUCUUCUAGGCCUUGGAUUUGGAACAUGGUGGAAGGUAUCAGAAUUGCUGAAGUUAUUAGAGGCUUUCUUGGACAGAAGGAUGCAUUUGAUGAAAUGCCCUUUUGCGGUUCUGCAAUUGGAGCUGUUGAUGGAUGUCUCUAUGUUCUUGGUGGAUUCUCUAAGGCUUCAACUAUGAGAUGUGUCUGGCGAUUUGAUCCAAUGCAAAAUACGUGGAGCAGGGUGACUUCCAUGUCUACAGGUCGGGCAUAUUGUAAAACAGGCAUCUUAAAUAACAAACUUUAUGUUGUUGGAGGGGUUUGUCAAGGUCAAGCUGGACUGGUUCCUCUUCAGUCGGCGGAAGUUUUUGACCCCUCUACAGAUACAUGGUCACAAGUACCUAGUAUGCCAUUCUCUAAAGCUCAGGUCCUGCCCAAUGCUUUUUUGGCUGACAUGUUGAAGCCUAUUGCCACAGGGUUGACCUCAUAUAUGGGAAGGUUGUUUGUUCCACAGAGUUUGUAUUCAUGGCCCUUUUUCGUCGAUGUUGGGGGAGAAAUAUAUGAUCCUGAAACUAACUCAUGGAUUGAAAUGCCAGCUGGAAUGGGUGAGGGUUGGCCUGCAAAGCAGGCAGGUACGAAAUUGAGUGUUGUAGUGGAAGGUGAAUUAUAUGCUUUUGAUCCUUCUAAUUCUAUGGAUAGUGGAAGGAUAAAGGUAUAUGAUAAAGGUGAAGAUGCUUGGAAAGUAGUUAUUGGAAAAGUUCCCAUAUAUGAUUAUGCUGAUUCAGAGUCUCCAUAUCUGCUUGCUGGUUUCCAUGGAAAGCUACAUGUCAUUACAAAAGAUGCCAAUCAUGAUAUUGCUGUUCUGCGGGCUGACCUGCGCAAUAAUUUGGAUUCAUCACCAUCGUCCUCAACUCUCUCACAAAUUUCCUUGCAUGAAUUUCUGGAACCCGCUGCUGAAUCAGAUGCAGUUGUUUGGAAGGCAGUUGCCAGUAGGGGUUUUGGGCAGGCUGAACUAGUCAGUUGUCAAGUUAUUGAUAUCUAGCUAAAUGUGACACCCUGUGAAUGUAUCAGUUCGUUGCAUUCCACGAAUUAGCCUUAGCCUUACGGGAAUGGGGUUUAGUCCGUUUAUAUUUUGUGUCAGGAAAGUGUUGUUCGAAUGUUGUAAUAGCUAGAGCAUGUACCUAUUGAUCUUUUAAUACGAGGUAAAUAAGUCCCUUAGAAGCUGUCAAUUUCAUUAUUGAUAUGCCAGAAUAAUAUUAGAGCGAUUUAUCACUUUGUGUUUGGAUGAAUAGUUCCUGAAUUUCAGGAGGAAAUUGAAUAUACAGAGAAAUAUUACAUGAAUUCA
Molecule: messenger RNA, 1968 nt
Organism: Abrus precatorius (Indian licorice)
Lineage: Eukaryota; Viridiplantae; Streptophyta; Magnoliopsida; Fabales; Fabaceae
Product: F-box/kelch-repeat protein At1g22040-like
Exons: 2
Coding region: 238-1665 (475 amino acids)
Molecular function (GO): protein binding
Source: RefSeq, a predicted model, not a curated record